GCAAAGCCUCGAGCAAAGCCUCGAGCACAGCAUCAUAAAAAGGCCACAUUUACUCUUUCUAUACAUAAUAGCAGCAGAUAUAACUCAUGAUGCUUUGAGCUUUGCCACCCAUCGUUUUGAUAAGCAUUCAUUUUCACUUACCCUGCCAGCGUACUUUUCUCACAAUGCCGAGCCAUAUCCAUCUCGUGCUGCUUGCCUCUCUCUUAGGAGGAGUGUCGGCUGCCGGCUUGUACACUAAGAGCUCGCCUGUCCUCCAGGUGGACGCUAAAAAUUAUGACUCUCUAAUUGCAAAGUCAAACCAUACAUCUAUCGUAGAAUUCUACGCUCCAUGGUGCGGUCACUGUCAAAACUUGAAGCCAGCAUAUGAAAAGGUAGCGAAGAACCUUGAGGGUUUGGCUAAAGUAGCAGCAGUCAACUGUGACGAAGAGGAGAACAAGCCUCUCUGCGGACAAAUGGGUGUCCAGGGCUUCCCAACGCUGAAAAUCGUAGUGCCUGGCAAGAAACCCGGGAAACCACGUGUAGAGGACUACCAGGGCCAGAGAUCCGCGAAAGCUAUUGUGGACUCUGUGAUCGACAGAAUUCCCAAUCACGUUAAAAAGCUGACAGACAAGGAUUUUGACAGCUGGGUGACAGCAGACGAAUCCUCGAAGGCCGUACUUUUCACUGAGAAGGGAACAACCAGUGCCCUACUCCGCUCACUCGCUAUAGACUUUCUUGGUGGAAUCAAGAUUGGGCAGAUUCGGAGUAAAGAGUUGAAAGCGGUAGGAAAGUUUGACAUCACUUCAUUCCCAACGCUUGUCCUUCUCCCAGGCGGCGAGGUUGAUGCGGUGAUAUACGACGGUGAAAUGAAAAAGAAACCUAUGCUUCAAUUUCUUAGUCAAGCAGCGCAACCAAACCCUGACCCGGCCCCUUCAAGCCCUAAAAAGAAAAAGGCAAAUUCAUCAAAGACCUCUGGUGCGAAAACAUCGACAAUCGUGGAUAGUGAUGAACCUACUGAGUCACCCAAGCCAAAGGUCGAUAUACCCGAAGAGGAGAAGCCAGCGAUAAUUCCAGUCACUCCUCAACUUGAGGAGCUCUCUACACCUGAGGCUCUCGAAUCCAAAUGCCUUACUCCAAAGUCUAGCACUUGUAUCUUGACCCUACUUCCUAUCACUCAGUCGACGGACUCGGACCUUCCUGCUUCAGCGAAAGAGGCGCAAUCCGCCAUAUCAGAACUCUCGCACAAGCUGGCCGGUCGUCACCUUCCGUUUUAUAAUAUUCCGUCUAUUAAUUCUUACUCAAAGCAACUCCGUACCCAACUGGGCCUUUCAGAUGAGAGUGAAACGGAGAUCAUUGCUGUAAACGGCCGUCGUGGCUGGUGGCGCCAUUACACACCCAAUGAACAAGAUGGCUUUUCUCUCCACGCGGUCGAGAAUUGGGUUGAUGCUAUCAGACUGGGUGAAGGGACCAAAUCUAAGCUGCCUGACGGGGUCAUUGUUAAAGUGGACAGGGACGAGCCCGAAGAAGUCAAGGAUGAGACAGCAUCCAAAGGGCCGGAACCGCAUAAUGAACUAUAGGAUAUCAGUCAACAGUUGAAUUUUUUUGUACGAUACUCCACUAAAAAAAUGAAAUAAGCGGAGUAGACUUUAGGAUCUUGUGGCUGUUUACAUAUCUCCAGGUGUUAUCGAUGACUUCAAAUGUUGCAACAUCGAUAUAAUUUAGAUAUAUGGUGCUAUCAAAACAAGCAAAAUAGGACUAUCAAAAUAUGCACAUGAAUUUUGAACAC
Molecule: messenger RNA, 1765 nt
Organism: Talaromyces proteolyticus
Lineage: Eukaryota; Fungi; Ascomycota; Eurotiomycetes; Eurotiales; Trichocomaceae
Exons: 3
Coding region: 165-1556 (463 amino acids)
Biological process (GO): response to endoplasmic reticulum stress
Cellular component (GO): endoplasmic reticulum lumen
Molecular function (GO): protein disulfide isomerase activity; protein-disulfide reductase activity
Source: RefSeq, a predicted model, not a curated record